Thalassophryne amazonica is the source of this 882-nucleotide messenger RNA. RefSeq names its product ORAI calcium release-activated calcium modulator 1b (gene orai1b). Gene Ontology annotation, cellular component: membrane. The record is from RefSeq and is a predicted model, not a curated record. Gene Ontology annotation, molecular function: store-operated calcium channel activity. Lineage: Eukaryota; Metazoa; Chordata; Actinopteri; Batrachoidiformes; Batrachoididae. Gene Ontology annotation, biological process: store-operated calcium entry.
AAUGUAAGGUGCAGCCACACGCUGAGUUUCUCCUGGUCGUAAGAAAGGUCUCUCUUUUUUCCGCCGUAUUUGUCAGCCGUCGACGAGAAAUAUUUUGUGAAGUGUUUGAUGAUGAGUCUUAACGAACAUUCAGUGCGAGCUCUGUCCUGGAGGAAGCUCUACCUGAGCCGAGCCAAACUCAAGGCUUCCAGCCGGACAUCAGCUCUGCUUUCUGGAUUCGCGAUGGUAGCCAUGGUGGAAGUACAACUGGAUACCAGCUACCCUUACCCACCUGCUCUCCUGAUUGCCUUCAGUGCCUGUACAACUGUUCUUGUGGCUGUCCACCUGUUCGCUCUGAUGGUCAGUACCUGCAUUUUGCCCAAUAUUGAAGCUGUGAACGUCCACAACCUCGACUCUGUGAAGGAGUCUCCACACGAGCGAAUGCACCGACACAUCGAACUGGCGUGGGCUUUUUCCACAGUUAUUGGCACCCUGCUCUUCCUGGCUGAAGUGGUUUUGCUUUGCUGGGUCAAAUUUUUGCCUAUCAAACCCAGCAAGUCCAACAAUACUACAGUUAAAUCUGGUGUAGCUGCCGCUAUCACUUCAACCUCUAUUAUGGUUCCCUUUGGUUUAGUGUUCAUAGUGUUUGCUGUGCUUUACCGCUCACUGGUUAGUCACAAGACUGACAGGCAGUUUCAAGAGCUGGAGGAGCUUUCUAAUCUCACCAGGCUACAAAACGAGCUGGACAACAGAGAAGGUUCAAUGUUGCAGUCGCCAAGCUCACAAUUCCCAUAGACCACUUGUCUGUGAUGAAUCUCUUUGAGACUUCUUUUGGUUUUUCAGGAAUCAAAGCAAACUUUAAUCUUAUAACCAUUGCACUUUGACCCUUUAAUCUGUCUUGAU